UUGGCUGCUGGGGCGACGUCCAGAGUUCACCGAUCCUAAAGUAGUGGCCCAGGGAGAGGGCAGAGAAGUGACCAGGGUCCGUUCUCAGGGUUUCGUCUCCCUCUCCUUCCCUCAUUGCUGGUUUAUAGACAUCAGACUGAUCCAGGACCUGCUGAUCCACUGA
Oncorhynchus tshawytscha (Chinook salmon) is the source of this 163-nucleotide messenger RNA. RefSeq names its product B9 protein domain 1 (gene b9d1). Gene Ontology annotation, biological process: cilium assembly. Lineage: Eukaryota; Metazoa; Chordata; Actinopteri; Salmoniformes; Salmonidae. Gene Ontology annotation, cellular component: MKS complex. The record is from RefSeq and is a predicted model, not a curated record.